AUGGGGUGCUCUCACAUGCGUUCUUUGGUUGGGGUCGUCGUCACCAUGCUUCUGCUCCUAGCUUGUUGCGAAGGUAAUUAUGUAUCAGCAUCCUCCUCGCAGCAGCUGCAGCAGCGCCAGCACCAUCCACGCAAGAUGCUCGACGUCGGCGGCGCGCCUUCACCGUCGGACAUCGUGAUCGUGCACGGGUGCUCGGACCCGGAGGAGCUGAUGCAUCUGUCCCAGAGCAGAGCGGGGAGCACGGGCGGCGGCAUGCCGGAGUACACCGUGGAGAUCACCAACACCUGCCUCGACUGCAACGUUUGCAACGUCCACCUCUCCUGCGGCGACUUCGCAAGCACGGAGCUCGUCGACCCGGCCACCUUCCGCCGCCUCGCCGUCAACGACUGCCUCGUCAACAACGGCGGACCCAUCGGACCCGGCGAGUUGAUCACCUUCCAUUACGCCAACUCAUUCAUCUACGACAUGAAAGUCAAAUCCGCCUCCUGCAAGUGCGCCUAA
Messenger RNA from Lolium rigidum, 501 nucleotides. RefSeq names its product TPD1 protein homolog 1B-like. The record is from RefSeq and is a predicted model, not a curated record. NCBI's taxonomy places the organism in Eukaryota, Viridiplantae, Streptophyta, Magnoliopsida, Poales, Poaceae. The coding region runs from base 1 to 501 and encodes 166 amino acids. The transcript has 2 exons. Gene Ontology annotation, biological process: cell fate determination.